GCAACACAAUGAGACCAUAAUACACUUCCAACCAACGGACUGCUGUUGGAGUAACAAUAGAGCAUGUUUUGGGUUGACGUUUAAAUAUUAACAAGAAGAUUUCUUUGCUUUUCGUCGGGAGGUAAAAAUAACGAUGGUCAAAUAUUCGUCAACAUCAACCGAAAACAUGUCAUGAAUCCUGUGAAUAGGAGAAUAGCCACAACAUACAGGUAGAAUGUGUUAUCGUAGGUAGAAAGCAGAUCGAAGCCGAAAUACACAAGUCAAUGAAUGAAACAGCGACGUAUUAAACGAGUGUGUAUCAUCGUCUACUUUCAUUUUUUGCAGAUGCACAUGAAAACUGAAUCUUCAGGUUAUCACUGGUACGCCUCAUCAUGCCCGUUGUCACAGGAUAACGUCAGCUAGACCUCCAUCGGUUCCACAUCUUAUGCGACUGGCAAUAUAUAUGUGACUGACAGGGAUUAUGAAAAGAUACAUCGCAAUGGAUGCCUAUAGCAGAUCGUUUCAUCUCGCAUUGUUCUUGUUAUCAUGGUGGGGUGUAUCACUCGUGACGUGCCAAUUUGUUGUCCAGCCAACAGACGUAGCGGUUGUUUUUCCUCGAGCGGUAACACUUGACUGUGUCUUCGAUGAGGACAUAGUAUCCAGGACGGUUUUCUGGCACCGCUACACCGGCGAUCCACCGGUCAAGGAAGAACUCUACAACACGCGAGACAACCGCUUUUUCAUUGCCGGUAACCGCAACGACGGUCAUUAUAACCUCUUCAUUAACGCGACGCGGUUAAGCGACAGCGGGCUCUACGGCUGCAUUUACGGAACCGCGUCAACGCGUAACGCGACGCUGACUGUGCUUCCAACAUCGUGGAUACCCGUGUGCGAGAAGACACCGAACAAUGAGCGGACGCUCGCAGGUGAUCGUGUCGAACUUGGGUGCUUGUCUACGGGGUCGUCGUCGACUUCGCUUCAGUGGUUACGUAAUGGUGCCCCAAUUGGCCCUAGUAGUAUAACACGCGAUGACACCAUGGUGAGUGUGUCUCACUUUGAAAUAGUACCCAGUGACUCCUCUAUCACCUUCACUUGUAAUGCCUCCCUACCAGGGGUCGACCAGCGCUACCAGUGCACUCUCGGUCCGUACCCCGAGAGCGAUUCGAACUCGGGAACAACGGCCCUGAUUCCGUUCAUCAUCGUCGGGAUUCUUAGUGUCGUGGUUAUCCUCCUCUUUGUCAUCGUUCUCUUCAUUCUCUUUCGACAUCGACGGUGUCGUUUUUGUCAGGAACAGCCAGUGGAACCCCAGAUGGUUCUUGAUGCCGAGGCCAUCGCAGCUGGUCGUGGCUUUACAACCAUAAUCCGAGAUGAUGACGAUGAUGAUGACGAUGCCGAUGAGGCUGUCGGAGGGGAUAGUGUUGACAAUCCCACCCUGAGUGACAGCCAACCAGAUCUCUUAUCGUCCAUUAUCAGUCCUUCAACCAUAGCUCAGAAAUCUCCCAACAGCACCUUACGUCAAAACAUGAACCUCAACAGGGAAUCGGUGGCGCCGAAGAAGCCAUCCGAUGUCGAAAAGCUUCGACCUUCUGAACUAAGAAGAAUGAAGAAAAAACGCACGCCCUCUAGCAGAUCGGGGCAAUCUCAACGAGAACCAUCACCUUCAGUCUCGUCACCAGCCUCUUCAAGCAAGGACGCACCAAAAUCAACAUCCCCGGUGAGUGUUGAUCACAAUAUAACUCCUCGCAGCACGUCUACGACAUCAAUCGACAAUCAAAUAGACCAGUCACAGCCCGGAACGUCACAGGGUACAAACCAUUCCGGUAUUAACAAUCUCGAUGCGUCGGUUGGGAGGAAAAACAGAUUCACAAGAAAAAAGAACUCGAAGAAGUCGUCAAGUCCGUCGGGUGCUUUAUCUACCUCCCCUCGGAAUAUCUCCGAGCCAGGGAGCAGUGCGACGCGACAAUCGGAUUCGGUUAUCUAUGCCGAGCUAGACUUCAGCAAGAACGUCGGUAUGAAUAUACUCGGUGAUGAACAUUUGUAAUGAUAUUAUUCUUUAAUACCGAAGGCAGUUGACGGAAUCUUGUGCCAUUAUUGAUCAUGGUAUUUGAGGUACAGAUAAUUGUGUUAGUUUUUUUUACCCUUUCUUUAAUGAAAAAAAGAUGC
Molecule: messenger RNA, 2142 nt
Organism: Lytechinus variegatus (green sea urchin)
Lineage: Eukaryota; Metazoa; Echinodermata; Echinoidea; Temnopleuroida; Toxopneustidae
Exons: 2
Coding region: 461-2020 (519 amino acids)
Source: RefSeq, a predicted model, not a curated record